Messenger RNA from Zonotrichia albicollis (white-throated sparrow), 2578 nucleotides. The record is from RefSeq and is a predicted model, not a curated record. Lineage: Eukaryota; Metazoa; Chordata; Aves; Passeriformes; Passerellidae.
UGUGUACUGGCCGCUGUUUGUGCUGAUCUUUUACUUCAUCUGCCCCAUUCCCCACUUCAUUGCCAAGAGGGUGGGAGAUGACAGCGAUGCAGCCAGCAGUGCCUGCAGGGAGCUGGCCUAUUUCUUCACCACGGGAAUUGUUGUCUCUGCCUUUGGAUUCCCCAUCAUCCUGGCACGGGUGGAAGCAAUCAAGUGGGGAGCCUGUGGCCUGGUGCUGGCUGGCAAUGCAGUCAUUUUCCUGACCAUUCUUGGCUUUUUCCUUGUCUUUGGCAGAGGAGAUGAUUUCAGCUGGGAGCAGUGGUAGGAGCUCUCGGUGGUGCUGGUAAUUUUCAAUAUUUCACAGCUUUUCCCCCCUGUUCUGUGUGUAUGUAUAGGUAUUCUGAUGUGUGUGGUGUGUUAUAACAUUCACCUGGCUUUACAUUAUCAUGUCAUAAUUUGCUUUUUGAAAUGCACUUCAGCCAAAGGGACAGUGCUGACACUUGGCUGGAAGUAGUCACUGAAAUGGGGAGUUAUUAUGAAUUUAUCCUUUGAGAAGUUUACAAAAAAUAAGCAGUUUUACACAUUUCUCACUGUAUUUGCAUUGGUUUUUUUUAUUGAAAUGUCAUUUAGCCAUUGGUCACUGCUCCUGUUGGGUUUUUAACCAUAUAAUCAGAGAUUAAUAUGAAGAUUAUCCUAAUUGGGAUUGUUCAACUUGAUCAAUUUUUCUGCUUUAAUUAGCAUCAGUUAUUAUUUCAUUUACAUCUCAUUAAUUUGAGAAAAACUGUAAUUUUUCUUAAUGAUAAUAAAACCAAACAUAAGUGAUGCCAACUCUUACUACCUGAGGAAAUCAAAAGAAAAUAACCCUGGUUAAAAACCCUUCCACUUAUGUUUGUUUAAAGAUCAUCUUCUCCCCACAAAGAUAUUUUCUGUCCCUAUUUAGUUUAAGAAUUUGGGGAAUAACAUAUUUUAAUGCAUCUUAAAGCUGACAUGACUUCUGUGAAGGUUCACAAAAGGAGAAAUUACCCUCAGGACACUUAAAUCACAUUUUAAUGUUCAACUCUGUAUUUUUAUGGGUGUGAAUUGCUAGGAAAGGAGUGUUCUGCUGGGUAGGAUUUCUUAUUUCCUCCUUGCUUUUAACACAUCUGUUUUUUGUCUGGAAGAAGGUUGUUAUUGCAUUAAAACACUAUAUUUUUAACAGCAUUAUCUUGGUAAACAUUGGCAUAAUCACACUUAAGGAAAUGUAAUUUUAUUACUUUAGUUGUGUAAGAACAGAGGGAAUGGUCAGUAAUUAAUUACUGCUAAAAGAGGAAUUAACAUUAAAAGACAGUUUAUUUCUGGAUGUUAAUGCUCCAUCCAAGACAUAGCAGGAUAAACUUACCAAAUCCUGGGAAUAACAAAUUAUUUGAGUGUCUUCUUCCUGCGUUUGAUGAAAGCUGUUGGAACUGGGAAAAUGACUUGGUUUAGUGAUAAACCAAAUUUUUCAUUUGAAACAUCAUUUCCAUGUUUAAAUCCUGCUGUGGCUCUAAAGAAGAUGCCUUUUUUCCCUACACAGUGGCACUUUUCACUCAAUAAUGGAGUAAAACAGUGAAAUAAAACCCAGUCAGUGCCUGAUGGUAAAUUCCUAAUGCCAUUGCUAACAAUUCCAUUUAACUCCCCUUGGAUUGGGGCUGGGUUCUGGAAAGCUUUUACUCCAUUCAUGUACCAAAGGCUGAGAGAGAAAUCUGCAAAACUACUCAAUUACUGGUGCAGUUUUGGGGAGGAAAAGCAGCUGAGAUGGAAUUUUUCCUGGAAAAUAAAUCAUUUUGUGGUGUGUGACAGGAGCAGUGAACAAGGACAAUCUAAAGGGACCAGGAGGACCAGAAAAUAAAUGCUGGUUUAAAUUGCUUUUUGCCAAAUUUUUCCAUUGUACUGUAUCCCCUUUGGGCUGUGGUUGGUGGGGACCUCAUGGGUGGUGAGUAGAGAAGGUCAAUGCUUUUUUUAUUAUUGUUUUUAUUAUUUGUAGUAUUAUUUGCAAGUAGCUACGUGCACUAAUCCCUAAUGUGAAUUUCAUGCAGGUUUUCACGUGGACUUUACAUUCAAUGUUUAAAAUUGUGCUGAAAUCAUGGAUCUGUGUGAAGUAAAUUUACUUUGUUAUCAACUAUGGUAAAAAAUGAUAUUAUUUCAGUGGGGUUUUUUUCUCCAGAGCUUCACUCCCACUGAGCUCUGUACUGGGAAUUGUGUGCCAUCCCUGCAGUGGGAGCUUACUGUGCUUUCUCUGGAAUGGUUUCCCUGUGUGGAAGUGAAUACUGUGUAUCCAAAGUGCCUUAAUUUCCACACCAGGCUGAUUUUUGUGGCUGCACCUCCAUGGCAAGAUGGGUGUUCCAUGAUCAGCUGGAGAUCUGGGGCUGCAUUUCCCAAAGCUUCCUUGCCAGCUCAUCCUGUUCCUGCCAUUGGGAAUGCAGCUUUUGUACCUUUUGUAAACAGUUUUUUUAUGAUUGCCAUAUCCCUGACAUCACCAAGUAUUAAAACAUGGACAUUCAGAUAUCUUCUACUUUUCUUUCCAAGUUGCCUACUAAAACUGACUUUUGGAAUUGUCUAAUAAACAUAUCUGAUGCUUAAA